AGAGAGAGAGAGAGAGAGAGAGAGCAGCGGUCUACAAGUAGGGGAAAAUUCAUGCAACCCCCCGAAUCCUUACCGACUUGUACUGUUCAUGAUACACCAUAUGACAUGACGCUCGGCCGUUGGUCCAAGAGAACUUCUAAAAGUCGAGAUUUGAAAAGGGAAACAAACACAUAAAUAAACGAUGGAUGCUGAACAUGAUCCCAAGACGGAGAAUGGUGAUAAACCCUCUCACGAAAUAGAUUUUGUCACUUUGGGCAUGUUUAUUAUCGAUGAGAUUGAAUAUCCACCACCCAAACCUCCGGUAAAGGAUAUCCUCGGUGGCGGCGGUGCCUAUUCAGCCCUAGGAGCUCGGCUUUUCUCCCCGCCGCCGUUGUCAAACUCCGUUGGGUGGAUCAUCGAUAAAGGUUCCGACUUUCCGCCGGCACUCGAUGAUCUAGUUGCUUCAUGGGAUACGUCCGUCUUGAUGCGGUCCACACCUGACCGUCUUACUACACGAGGCUGGAAUGGCUAUGAUGAACAUCAGAACCGAGCUUUCAAGUACAUGACUCCUAAGCAACGACUCACUGCUGAAGAUCUUACCCCAACGCUACUAGCUUCACGCUCCUUUCACCUUAUCUGCUCACCUAACCGCUGUCGCGAGCUCGUCUCUGAGAUUAAGGCUCGCCGAAGUGGUUUGACGGCACCGGAUGGCAGCAGUCUACCCAGGCCCAUCUUUGUAUGGGAACCAGUGCCAGACUUAUGCACUCCAGAUGAGUUGCUAAACUGCACUAACACUCUCCCCGUCGUUGACAUUAUAAGUCCGAACCAUUCCGAGCUAGCUGGCUUCAUGGGCGACAAUGGUCUAGAUCCGGAAACGGGCGAGAUCAGCACUAAAGCCGUUGAGCGCGCUUGUGAACAGCUUCUAGGCUCUAUGCCACUUCAAUCCUUCGCUAUCGUCGUUCGCGCUGGUGAGAAGGGAUGCUACGUAGCCCGAAAUGGCGGACGUAAGCGCAAGGUAGUAGGCCAACCUCAGCGCAAAAAGACUCCGAAGCCCUCGGCGUUGCUGCACGGCGGAUUGCGGCCUGACACGGAUAUGGAGGCCCUUUUCGCAGGAUUGCUACAAGAUCCCGAGGGUACUGUUGCCCGCGAGGAAAUCGAAGUUGACCCCGGUGUUGAGCGCUGGCUUCCCGCAUACCACAUCGGCGACGCUGGAAAGGACAAAGUCGUUGAUCCGACUGGCGGCGGAAAUGCUUUCUUAGGUGCCCUAGCUGUCGCUUUGGCCAGAGGUAAAAGCCUCGAAGAAGCAGCUGCAUGGGGAAGCGUCGCAGCUAGCUUCGCUAUUGAGCAAGUCGGGGUGCCCGUGCUCACCUCGGAAGAAGGGGAGGGCGACGAAAAAACGGAGGAAUUGUGGAAUGGUGUCAAUGUUAAUGAGAGGUUCGAAGGGUUUAAGAACAGGUUAGCAUUCAGUUGCUAAGAGUGCGCGCACACAUAUACGCAUGCAAUAAGAUAAAGAGACGAUGGAUGAUGGGAGGCUAAACAAUGUUUUAGGAGAAUUAUUAUUACGGAUAUAAAAAGUAACAAUAACGGGCAUGGUAACGGUAUAGACAGAUCCAGGUUCUGGUACAGCGGGUUUUGCUUAACGGCUUAGAGGAGACGAGUUUUUUUAACAGUAUGAAUUUUGAUUACCUAGGUACCUACCUAUCACUUAGAUUAGAGUUCAGCAUAAAUCAAUCUUAUGUCUGCGAA
Messenger RNA from Hypoxylon trugodes, 1725 nucleotides. Its product is annotated as Ribokinase-like protein. The transcript has 2 exons. The record is from RefSeq and is a predicted model, not a curated record. NCBI's taxonomy places the organism in Eukaryota, Fungi, Ascomycota, Sordariomycetes, Xylariales, Hypoxylaceae. Bases 182 to 1453 code for a protein of 423 amino acids.